AUGCUCAGUUCUUUGAGAGCUCUGAUUAUCGCCCAAAUCCUGGUGGCUUUGUUAAUUUGUCUCUUGCUCCCGAUCACCGGACUCUACUCCGUCUUACCGAUUCCAAUCAUGUUCAGCCUGCACCAAGGCUUAUUUCCAUUCCAUCAAUUCACUUAUUUUAUUUAUAUUUCUCUCAACUAUACUCUGAUGCUUGCUGUCGUUCUCUGUACCCGCACCGCUAUUCGGAACGCCUUGGUCGCUUGUCACGUUCAAUUCUUCGAAUGGAGCCAUGAAACGAGCCUGAACUUGGUGGAAACCUUCUAUGCUACCUCUUUCGUGAUUGCGUUCAUCAUGAACAUUUAUCCGGCGAUUCAUGUCGUGGAAUGGGAUCAGGAUUCGAUGUGGGCUGCCGCUUUCCAAACGGAUCCGAGGAUAAAGGAUUUUUUCAUCGAGUACAAACCGUUCUUCGUGUGCUACAAGAAAUGGGUGAUUGUCAUUUUUGGAGAGGUUAUUGCAGCUUCCAUUUGCCUGGUCUUCUCGCUUUUCUUUCUUGCUCACAUGUGA
Molecule: messenger RNA, 543 nt
Organism: Caenorhabditis auriculariae
Lineage: Eukaryota; Metazoa; Nematoda; Chromadorea; Rhabditida; Rhabditidae
Source: the annotation of a GenBank genome assembly